UUGAAGUUAAAUUUCAGUUGAAAUUCUGUUAACCUGAACUUAUGUGUAAACUCCUGUUUUAUGUCUUACCUCCCUAUACUUGUCCAAAUUUGUGAUGCCAUGCAUUUUUCCCCCUUACUCUGCUUUUUGCUUGGAGCAGCCAUCCACAUGCAUGUUAAACUCCUUAUUCUAAAUCUCUUUUACCAUAAAGUUUUAUAAAGUCAUUCGGCAUGUGUCCACUGAAUUUUUAAAUGUCUUUUUUUGUGUUCUGCAUUCAGACAACCCUCUGUCCAUCUAAAAACCUUAUAUAUUUGCCAAACUGCCAGUUCUCCUUGUAAUAUCUUUUUUGUACCUUGUGUGAAUGAACAACAGGAGGAAUAGGCCUUUAAAAAAUCUGUCAGCUGUGCUGUUAUCUUUGCUAGUUUAUGGAAAUUUGUGUUUCUGUCCCUGGGAGUUAAGGAAGGGAGUGACAAGCUGAAGGGAGUAUAUAGCUAUUGUUACUAAAAUCUGAAGCCUUCCACUGCUUUGAGUCUAACUUUCAUAAAUGUUCCCUUGGGAAAGAUUUCACAAAAAUUCCAGUCUGGGUCUUGUGGGAGUGCAAGAUCCCAUUUAAUGAGGAUUUGGUACUGCUUCAUGGUAUUGCACCCUGCUGUGGAGUCUCUGGACCUCCGAGACUGUGAUAUUUCAGAUAAUGCAUUAUUGCAGCUUUAUAACUGCAAGCAGCUGAAAAAAAUCAACUUAAAUUCUUGCAAGGAGAACAGAUUUGGAAUUACUUCGGAAGGAGUCAUAGCACUGGCCUUGUCCUGUCCUUACCUGCGUGAAGCAUCUUUCAAAAGGUGCUGUGAUAUAACUGACAGUGGAGUUCUGGCUCUUGCACUCAACUGCCAAUUCCUACAAAUAGUGAACUUGGGCAGCUGCUCAGGCAUCAUGGAUGCAUCUCUGCAGGCACUAGGAGAAAACUGCAAAUUUCUCCACAGUGUGGACUUCUCAUCUACUCAGGUAACAGAUGAUGGAGUUGUAGCACUAGUGAGUGGAACGUGUUCGAAGAAUUUAAAGGAGAUCCACAUGGAGCGCUGUGUGAAUCUGACAGACAUCGCUGUGGAAGCCGUCCUUACUUGUUGUCCCAAGAUACACAUUUUUCUGUUCCAUGGAUGCCCACUGAUAACAGAUCGUUCCCGAGAUGCUCUAGAACAACUCAUCAUAUCGAACAAAAUCAAGCAACUAACAUGGACUAUUUACUGAUUAUUUAUCCUGUACACGUGAGUGUCAAGUUUACAGGUGGGAGAGCUCUUUCAGCAAACAAGCACCUUGGAAAACUAGCUGGUGACUUUUGUGCCACCAGGUUGCAUCCCUCCUGCUUCCCACUGGAGGUCUCUGUUGCCAUUCCGGUCCUUGCCUGUGAGCCUUCCCCACUGGCUCUCCGUGGAGCUCUGUCUUUGCAUUGAUCAUCCUUCAUUAAGAGGAAAGUUAAACUGUAAUUAGUAUUAGAGGGCCCUUGCUCAGACGUCCCGAAGUGCUCGAUUUGGCUGCUACUUAGUACCCUCUAGCAAAGUAGCUACAUACACAAACCCAGUUUAGGUAAUUCUGUGUUCUGAGUUUCUAUUCUGGGGUGGUACUUGCAAUUAAAAGUACAGAGCCCAAAUGUAACAUUGACACACAGAAGUCUCUGUAAAGUUGGGAGUUUAGUCUAACAAGUAUCAGUAAACAGAACUGGUGAAUGGAGGUGGCUUUAACUGCAAUACAAAUGUACUUUCAGUAGUAACUAAGAAUCUCCUUCACCACCUACUUCUGAUAGGUCUGGAAUAAAAAAACAGGUACCUUUCUUCUGAUGUUACUGAUGCUGCAGAUUUCUGUUCUUACUUACCAUCAAAUACUUGCUGGAUUUUUACACCUCCAAAAGUACAGCCUGUGAAUGUGUAAACAUAAACUCGCUUUGGAAUUGUUGUGGUGACUUCACAAAUUUCAGAGUAGUAGCUGUGAUCAAGAAAAGGAUUUUGUAUAUGGGCAAAUAUUUCAUUUGCUCUGGCUUUUGCCUGUGUUUCUACAUGAAAAUUCUUUUAGGGAACAAAACACUGGUACUCAUAAGCAUAUCUGUGAGUGAAAUAGGACCAAAUGUAGUGUCUGAGCACAUAAAUUGCAGGAUGGUAGAGUAUGUGUUCUGCUGUAUGCAGUUCAUUAUACAUCCAGUGGCCCCAAAAGUUGAAAAUAUCAAUAAAUUUAUUGUUCAGUUAUAGUUAUAUAUAAAAAAAAUUGAAUUGUAGAUUGAGUUUAUUACAUUAUGGAGCUGUGUUCUCAUCACAAUUAUAAGUCAUGUUGCUUGGCUUUCUUCAACCAGCAUAACCUCUAGUGAGAAUUCUAUGAUUUCUGAAUUAAGCUCCUUAAUGCCAGCCAUUUUAGCUUUAUAAGGGCACGGAGCACAAUGGGUUCAUCCUCUGGAUCUGGAAGUAGAAGGGUUUAGCUACGGUGGUGUAACAUGGAUUUGAUGACAUCUGGAUGUCUAAAGAGUUUAGGCAACCAUAAGGAAUAUAUUUACUUCAUCAUUUAACUCUUGUCAUCGCCGCACCUAAGUGUUGCAGAAAUAAAUCAGUUUUAUAUUAAUCUA
Molecule: messenger RNA, 2581 nt
Organism: Hirundo rustica (Barn swallow)
Lineage: Eukaryota; Metazoa; Chordata; Aves; Passeriformes; Hirundinidae
Gene: AMN1
Product: antagonist of mitotic exit network 1 homolog
Exons: 6
Coding region: 592-1221 (209 amino acids)
Biological process (GO): SCF-dependent proteasomal ubiquitin-dependent protein catabolic process
Cellular component (GO): SCF ubiquitin ligase complex
Molecular function (GO): protein binding
Source: RefSeq, a predicted model, not a curated record